GCCGGGGCGCACAUGGGCUAGCGAGCCGCCCGGACCGGCCGAUGUCCUGACUGCAGCGCCAUGGGGAAACUUCACUCCAAGCACGCCGCCGUGUGUAAGCGCAGGGAGAGUCCGGAAGGUGACAGCUUCGCCGUAAACGCCUCCUGGGCUCGUAAAGGGAUCGAAGACUGGAUCGGGAAGCAGCGCUACCCCGUGGGGACCUCGGGACUUCGUCAGCCUCAGGGUGGGGACAGUUUUUCCUGCGGUACCCAGGAUCCAUCUGGCGAGGGUUACAGCGAGGAUCAUUUUCGCCUAGAAGUCGCUUUGCCCCCAGAAAAGGCUGACGUACCUGGGAGUGGAGAGGAGAAGAAAAGGGAGAUGGAGAGUGAAGCUGGCUCGGGUCCCAAGAAGCAGCUGAAGUUUGAAGAGUUGCAGUGUGACGUGUCAGUGGAGGAGGGUAACAGACAAGAGUGGACCUUCACGCUCUAUGACUUUGACAACAAUGGCAAAGUCACAAGGGAGGAUAUCACCAGCUUGCUCCAUACCAUCUACGAGGUAGUCGACUCCUCAGUCAACCACUCCCCCAGCUCCAGUAAGACUCUGCGCGUGAAGCUCACGGUGGCUCCGGAUGGCAGUCAGAAGAAAAAGAGCUUUUUGCUGAACCCCAGCGAUUUACAGAGUGCCAGGCACCGGACGGAGAGCAGAGCCAACAAAGAGCCGAGGAGCGGUGAAAAGAAGCAGCGGGCUUCCCUUCGGGCCCAAGGGGACAGCCACCUCGAGACGUCUGAUUGCAACCGCCAUUGUGUCGACGAGAACAUUGAGAGGAGAAACCACUACCUAGAUCUGGCGGGGAUCGAGAACUACACGUCAAAGUUUGGGCCAGGACCCCCGCUGGUGGCCCCAAAGUGUGACCCUCCCAGCAGAGGCUGCCUCCCGACCAGAUCCCGCUCCCAGGAACCCGAAGCCCUCUACGGCCCGCAUCGGCAAUCCCAGGGCCCGGAGCCUGGCCUCUUCCACCUCCUCGAUGCCUCGUACGCCAAGAUCGCCGAAGUCCAUCAGCGCCUCUGGAGCAACCAGGAAGCCGUCAAGCACUUUGGGAGGUCUCCCAAGGUCCAGGGUAAAACGGUGGGCUCGGGCCCGCCCGGGAGGGUCGCGAGGAGCAAGCAGUCCCCAGGGGUGGCCGUGCCUGCGGCUUCCCCCUCGGCUCGCCUGGCCCCGGCCCCGGCCUACCUCCCCAACCUGGCUCCCAAGAAGCACAAGCAGAGAGGGAAGGAGAGCCAGCAGAUGUGCAGAUCCUUCCAGCCCCCGCGGGGGCCGCUGGCCGAGAAGGAGCACGCCAGGGACUUGGCUACGGUCCUUCUCUACGAGGGCCAGGUGGGCCAGAUGGUUCAAAGACAUGAACAUCACCACCACCACGACCACCACCACCACUACCACCACUUUUACCAGACCUGAAUCCACUCCCCUUUCCCCCCCGCCGCUCCCUAAUUGAAGGAAUCCCCCAUCCUCCCUCCCCGCCGCCCGGUCCUACUCCUAAGCCAUUAUUCUAAGAAUUAUCAUUGUUUUUAUCGUUACUCCACUAAUACUCAUCUAGCCUCUUUUUAGAAAUUAUGUGGAACCGUGGAAACUCUUCUUAUUUAUAUGUCGUGGAAACAGCCCAACCGAAUGGCUGGUGGGCUUUAAGUGGCUCAGGAGAGAAAGAGCAGAGGUAGGCUAAGAGGGUUUGGAGUUGCGGUUUGAAUGCAGGUCAUGAAAGCACUUCCCAGACCAAGCUAGCCUCCGUUGGGUGUUCGGAAAAGAUCCUGCCAUGGACAUUUAGCUUUCUUUUCUUCUGUAAGCCAGCCUCUGCCGGAACAGCAACGUUUCAAGGUCUGACCUCCAGAGGUCCUCAGAAUUACCGAAAAUUCCAACAGCUGCUACCUCUAGUGUUACCAGAUUUUUGUUUGUUUUUUCUCCUGACUGUAAUGUGCUCCUAGGGACUUCUGGAUUCAGUAGCCCUAACCAUUGAGUACUUUCGCUUCCCUUAAUACGAACUUAAUCAUGACCCCGAAACAUGGGCUGCCACACCCAACAGCCUUUCCAUCUUUCCUCUGGACUCUGAUUUCUCUCCUGGAACCAGUACAGUACGUUGUGCAUUGGAAACUCUUAAUCACCCCUUCCCUCCUCUCUCCUUCAAUCAAUCAACCAAUCAGUUCAU
Tachyglossus aculeatus (Australian echidna) is the source of this 2176-nucleotide messenger RNA. RefSeq names its product NKD inhibitor of WNT signaling pathway 1 (gene NKD1). NCBI's taxonomy places the organism in Eukaryota, Metazoa, Chordata, Mammalia, Monotremata, Tachyglossidae. Bases 61 to 1434 code for a protein of 457 amino acids. Gene Ontology annotation, cellular component: cytoplasm. The record is from RefSeq and is a predicted model, not a curated record. The transcript is spliced from 10 exons. Gene Ontology annotation, molecular function: calcium ion binding. Gene Ontology annotation, biological process: negative regulation of Wnt signaling pathway.